AUGCUUUGUGGUGAGGUGUACCUGAAAGGACACAAGACGGGAUAUCCACUACCGGUUCCACGGAUUCCACCCGACUCGGAUACUUCUCGCAUGGUGUUCAUCUGGAUAACCGAAUAUCUGCCCAACUCAGCCGGUUAUGUGCUUCAGAAUAUCGGUUCUCUACAGUACAACGUGACCCCCGACAAUGUCCCUGCUGGAGAAAAGAACCGUUUGAACACAUCCUACGCUGCUUUCGAUUUUCUUACCCCACAGGUCAACAAGAUGUACCCGAACAUGGAAAUGCAGAUCAAUAUUAAAAGCACCAAGGCUCCCGUUGUCAAAAUAGCGUCUACCGGGGUACAGGCCGACUUGGUCGGGGACUUCAUCACGUACGCAAUCUUACCCAACAAGACCCUGGCCUACCUGUCCACACUCAGUAUGAGCAUAUCUGCCAAGGUGUCUAUGAACUUCACCGGGAACAACAUAACAUGGAACAUAGCGUCAUGCAGCGCCACCUUGAAAGGAGUUCGCUCAGCAGAGGUGCCAUUUCUUACAUCUAGCCUUCAGGUUGAAUUAGGCAACACAUUCUAUCUUAACCAGCUCGGUGCUGUGGGAAUUCCCAUUCAUCAGCUUAUCAAUUUGCCUGAUGGAUUUGUGUUCACCAACCCUGUCAUCUACCUAGGAGAGGGAUUUUUGAAGAUCGGGACGGACCUUACCUAUACACCAUAACGUCCAACUGUCCUUACCUGCACCAUCUGAAAGCCGUACAUAUUUAGUGUACCUAUGGCUUCUAGUAACAAAGGGGUUAAAGCUUAUCUGCCAUAGUUAACAGGAGGGAUUAGACCGCCCUGCAAGGACACUGAACAGGUGGUUAUCU
Strongylocentrotus purpuratus (purple sea urchin) is the source of this 856-nucleotide messenger RNA. Its product is annotated as bactericidal permeability-increasing protein-like. Gene Ontology annotation, molecular function: lipid binding. The coding region runs from base 1 to 708 and encodes 235 amino acids. NCBI's taxonomy places the organism in Eukaryota, Metazoa, Echinodermata, Echinoidea, Camarodonta, Strongylocentrotidae. The record is from RefSeq and is a predicted model, not a curated record. The transcript is spliced from 9 exons.